Lutzomyia longipalpis is the source of this 2965-nucleotide messenger RNA. RefSeq names its product nose resistant to fluoxetine protein 6. The transcript is spliced from 11 exons. Lineage: Eukaryota; Metazoa; Arthropoda; Insecta; Diptera; Psychodidae. Bases 396 to 2909 code for a protein of 837 amino acids. Gene Ontology annotation, molecular function: acyltransferase activity, transferring groups other than amino-acyl groups. The record is from RefSeq and is a predicted model, not a curated record.
UUCGUCAACACUUUCUACGAGGAAUAAGUCGCUCCUGCUUUACGCAAAAGUGCCCUAAAGAUCGUUUUUUUCUUCUUCUUCUCUUACUCCCAAAUCUCCUGUGAAAAGGAGUCUGUGCAGUGUAGUGUUCCUGUGUUGAUGCUGCGUGCAUCCUCUGUGAUUUUCGCGCGCAAAAAUCUUGCUCAAGUGAAGGAUUUUCUGAUAAAUCUCCCUACAUAGACAUUCUUUGCCGGAGAUUGCAGUGAAGAAAAAAGUGAAAAAAAUAGUAUUGAGUGUUUGUGAGAAAAGUGAAAUCUCAUGAAACACUUUACAGCAUAGAUUUAAUUACCUAUAUUAUAUUAUUUGUUAUACAUAAAAAAUGAAGAGAAGUUGGAAAUCGUUAUGUGAAGUCUUAUAUGAAAGUUGUGUGUAUGGCCUCUGAGACGAUGUAUUGCCAUUUACGCGGGAAAAUGAUCAUGAAUGCGGUUUUCCUCAUCCUCUUGACUACAUGGACGGCACAGGGGCAUACGGGUGAGGAUGAGCACCCCAAUGGCAUUGACUAUGCACCCGGGAGCAAUAAUUCCCUGGGAGGUACCAACAUGGAGACACCGCUUGAUGAGGCGGUGAAGAUUUUGCGCGAAAAAACAUCCAAUGCCGGUCUCUUUGAUUUCAAUCCAGACGAUCUUGAGGACAUCCAUGCAAAUCUCACGAGCACCCCAAUGCCCAUUACCACCGAGAUGACGGAACGGCUGGAACCGACAGUGUCGCAGAAUAUUAUAAAAAUUGCCAAGAAGAAGGUGCGGAUGGAGGUGGCACCAGAGGGUGGACGCAUGGACAAGGAUGACACCCCGUACACCUUUGAUCUCAUCACGCAACUCUUCAAUCACAAUCAGUGGAAAGUGGAGAAUAUUUCUCGUGAAAUUUCACCAAAGUGCCAGGGAGAUGUUGGUGUGUAUCUGAGUGAGCUGAAAUUGGGCAGAGCAUGGGCAUUAAAAGUUAGUGACUCAUCGGGGCGCUACCGGGGACAAUUUUUAUUUGGAAAUCUCUUCUGGAUGGGCUCAAAGCAGUACUGCCAUGACAUGAACAAUGAAUUGAGUCGGCAUACCAUCAAAUUCCAAUACACCGUAGCUAGAGUCAUGAUUAAAAUGAAGCCUUUUAUAUCAAAGACCAAAUCCAUUCAAGUAGGGCAAUGCCUUCCUACAACGUGCUCAACGGAUGAUGUGAGAUUGCUCCUAUUGUCCGAUCCUACGCUACGUACGUGCACCCAGCUAGCCCGGAAGCUGUCCAGCGGGGAGGAUAGUUUCACGCUGAAGGUAACACAGGUGCGCACAGUGCCAGGGGAGUACAGGUAUCAGGAUGAUAAGCGUCUCAAGGCACUCGCUAUCACAUGCAGCAUCACCCUCAUCAUUAUGCUGCUGGCGACAAUGUAUGAGUGUCGGCUGCGUGGUAAAAAUGCUCGGAGGGAAAUGAAAAACGUCCAGGGGGAGGAUGGUGUUGAUUGCGCAUGCAAGAGUCACACAAAUGGUCAGAGUAAUAGCAUCAGAAUGUACGAGACUGGCGCCGAGGAUAAACCGGUGGACAUUGAGAUGAGUGGACGCAGGGAGAAGGUGAAACUCGCCAAGGAAGAACGAACAGGAAUUCUCGCCCAAUUGUUCCUCUGCUUCUCCGUGUGCUCCAAUGCACGGGUCAUCCUCUCCUUGGAUAGGCCGCCACGGGAUUCUCUACCCUUCCUGCACGGCAUCCGCUUCAUGUCACUCAUGUGGACCAUUAUGGUGCACACAUACCUCCAGGUCUUUGCCAUCGGGGAGAAUCGGUACACCCGUGAUCUGGCAGAAAAGUCAUUUUUCUAUCAAAUAAUUGGGAACGCGACAUUCUCAGUGGAUUCAUUCUUCUUCAUUAGCGGUCUACUGGUCACACUUAUUUUCUUGCGGAAGCACACAGCCAGUGGUGGAAAAGAUGCAAAGGAUUCGCGUAUUGCAGUGAAGAGUAACAUCUGCAAAAGUAUCCUACUUGUGGUGUACAGAUACCUGCGCUUAACACCCGCUUACCUCUUUGUUAUAAUUGCAAAUGAGGUCUCACUCAGAUUCACGUACGACGCCUCCGUUUUUGCACCUGGCCUCAUAGACCACAUAACGUGUCACAAUUUCUGGUGGAGGAACAUACUCUACGUCAACAAUUGGUUCCCGUUUCAUGAACUAUGUAUGAUCUGGUCGUGGUACUUGGCCAAUGACAUGCAAUUCUACAUUAUGGCCGUACUGUUGCUUAUCUUUGCCACGAGACAUUUCAAGACAUCCGCUGUGAUAACUUUGGGCGUCUUAUUCAUCUCUUGGGUAACUGCAGCCACAGUUUCCCUGCACUAUCGCUUCACGCACAAAAUAUCGGAUCCAUUUGAGUCAUUUGAUUUUCUUUACGACAAGCCAUGGCAGAGGAUUGGACCCUAUAUUAUGGGGAUGAUUACUGGGUACAUUGUAUUCAGAUUGCCAACUCCACCCAGAAUAUCUUGGCUCACCAACAUGAUUCUUUGGCUUCUUUCUGUGGGAAUUCUCCUGGCUCUUGUCUUUGGCACAUGGAAUGGUGUUUUGAAUAUUCCACUGACCGCAAUGUACGUGAGCCUCGGUCACUCAGCUUGGGGACUGAGUCUCAUGUGGAUGACACUCUCCUGCUUCUGGGGCUAUGCAACAUCAAUCAACAACUUCCUCUCGGGCCGCAUCUUCCUGCCACUCAGCCGGCUGACCUACUGCACGUAUUUGAUCCAUCCGAUGAUCAUGAUGAUCACAUCCUUCCAAAUGGAAGCACCCAUCCACAUGCAGCACAGCUUUGUCAUCACAGCAUUCUUCGGCAAUGCCGUGAUCUCCUUCAUCACCGCCUUCAUCGUGUCACUCAUGUUUGAGGCGCCUGUGAUACGAAUGCUAAAGAUCAUCUUUAGGUGAGAGGACUUCCCCAAACUCUUUAUUUUCUGUUUGUCUUUUUUCCCUUUUCCCCCAAG